AUGAGUUCCGACGCUGAGAUGGCGAUUUUUGGGGAGGCUGCUCCUUACCUCCGAAAGUCUGAAAAGGAGCGCAUUGAGGCCCAGAACAAGCCAUUCGAUGCCAAGUCAUCUGUCUUUGUGGUGGACGCCAAAGAAUCCUAUGUGAAAAGUACAGUUCAAAGCAGGGAAGGAGGGAAGGUGACAGUGAAAACUGAAGCUGGUGCUACUGUCACAGUUAAGGAAGAUCAAGUCUUCUCCAUGAAUCCUCCCAAAUAUGACAAGAUCGAGGACAUGGCCAUGAUGACCCACUUGCACGAGCCCGCCGUGCUGUACAACCUCAAAGAGCGUUACGCAGCCUGGAUGAUCUACACCUACUCGGGCCUCUUCUGUGUCACCGUCAACCCCUACAAGUGGCUGCCGGUGUACAACGCAGAGGUGGUGACGGCCUACCGAGGCAAAAAGCGCCAGGAGGCCCCGCCCCACAUCUUCUCCAUCUCUGACAACGCCUAUCAGUUCAUGCUGACUGAUCGUGAGAACCAGUCAAUCCUGAUUACCGGAGAAUCUGGUGCAGGGAAGACUGUGAACACGAAACGUGUCAUCCAGUACUUUGCAACAAUUGCAGUGACUGGCGAGAAGAAGAAGGAGGAGGCCACGCCUGGGAAAAUGCAGGGGACACUUGAAGAUCAAAUCAUCAGUGCCAACCCUCUACUGGAGGCCUUUGGAAAUGCCAAGACCGUGAGGAAUGACAACUCUUCACGCUUUGGUAAAUUCAUCAGAAUCCACUUUGGUGCCACAGGCAAACUGGCUUCUGCAGAUAUUGAAACAUAUCUGCUAGAGAAGUCCCGAGUAACUUUCCAGCUAAAGGCUGAAAGGAGCUACCACAUAUUUUAUCAAAUCAUGUCCAACAAAAAACCAGAGCUUAUUGAAAUGCUUUUGAUCACCACCAACCCAUACGACUUUGCAUUUGUCAGUCAAGGUGAAAUUACAGUGCCCAGCAUAGAUGACCAGGAAGAGCUGAUGGCCACAGAUAGUGCUGUGGACAUUCUGGGUUUCAGUGCUGAUGAAAAGGUGGCCAUUUACAAGCUCACAGGGGCUGUAAUGCAUUACGGCAACAUGAAGUUCAAGCAAAAGCAAAGGGAAGAGCAAGCUGAACCAGACGGCACUGAAGUUGCUGACAAGGCUGCAUACCUGACAAGUCUCAACUCCGCUGACCUGCUCAAAGCCCUCUGCUACCCCAGGGUGAAAGUCGGCAAUGAGUACGUCACCAAAGGCCAGACUGUGCAGCAGGUGUACAACUCAGUGGGUGCACUGGCCAAGGCCAUCUAUGAGAAGAUGUUCCUGUGGAUGGUCACCCGCAUCAACCAGCAGCUGGACACCAAGCAGCCCCGGCAGGCAAUGUCCAAAGCCAACAGUGAGGUUGCCCAGUGGAGGACCAAAUAUGAGACGGACGCCAUCCAGCGCACGGAGGAGCUGGAGGAGGCCAAGAAGAAGCUGGCCCAGCGUCUGCAGGAUGCUGAGGAGCAUGUAGAAGCUGUGAAUUCCAAAUGUGCUUCCCUUGAAAAGACGAAGCAGCGGCUGCAGAACGAAGUGGAGGACCUCAUGAUUGAUGUGGAAAGAUCGAAUGCUGCCUGCGCAGCUCUGGACAAGAAGCAAAGGAACUUCGACAAGGUUCUGGCAGAAUGGAAACAGAAGUAUGAGGAAACCCAGGCUGAACUGGAGGCCUCCCAGAAGGAGUCUCGCUCUCUCAGCACUGAGCUCUUCAAGGUGAAGAACGCCUAUGAGGAAUCCCUGGACCAACUUGAAACCCUGAAGAGAGAAAACAAGAACUUACAACAGGAGAUUUCAGACCUGACUGAACAAAUUGCAGAGGGAGGCAAGCAUAUUCAUGAACUGGAGAAAGUCAAGAAACAGAUUGACCAAGAGAAGAGUGAACUGCAGGCUGCUCUGGAGGAAGCUGAGGCAUCCCUUGAGCAUGAGGAAGGCAAAAUUCUUCGCAUCCAGCUUGAGUUAAAUCAGGUGAAAUCUGAGAUUGACCGGAAAAUUGCUGAGAAGGAUGAAGAAAUCGAUCAGCUGAAGAGGAACCACCUUCGAGUCGUGGAGUCCAUGCAGAGCACGCUGGAUGCUGAGAUCAGGAGCAGGAACGAUGCCCUGAGGAUCAAGAAGAAGAUGGAGGGAGACCUCAAUGAGAUGGAAAUCCAGCUGAACCACGCCAACCGCCAGGCUGCGGAGGCAAUUAGGAAUCUUAGGAACACACAAGGAAUCCUGAAGGACACUCAGUUACAUCUGGAUGAUGCCAUCAGAGGCCAAGAUGACCUGAAAGAGCAGUUGGCAAUGGUUGAGCGCAGAGCUAACCUGAUGCAGGCUGAGAUUGAAGAGCUCAGAGCAUCCCUGGAACAGACUGAGAGGAGCAGGAAGGUGGCAGAACAAGAACUUCUGGACGCCAGUGAGCGUGUGCAACUCCUACACACCCAGAACACCAGCCUGAUUAACACCAAGAAGAAGCUCGAGACAGACAUUUCCCAGAUCCAGGGAGAAAUGGAGGACAUUGUCCAGGAAGCCCGCAACGCGGAAGAGAAGGCCAAGAAGGCCAUCACUGACGCCGCCAUGAUGGCCGAGGAGCUGAAGAAGGAACAGGACACCAGCGCCCACCUGGAGAGGAUGAAGAAGAACAUGGAACAGACCGUGAAGGACCUGCAGCACCGUCUGGACGAGGCUGAGCAGCUGGCCCUGAAGGGCGGCAAGAAGCAGAUACAGAAACUGGAGGCCAGAGUAAGGGAGCUUGAAAAUGAGGUUGAAAAUGAACAGAAGCGCAACGUGGAGGCUGUCAAGGGUCUCCGCAAGCAUGAGAGACGAGUGAAGGAGCUCACUUACCAGACUGAGGAGGACCGCAAGAAUGUUAUCAGAUUGCAGGACUUAGUGGACAAGCUACAGACCAAAGUCAAAGCUUACAAGAGACAAGCUGAAGAGGCUGAAGAACAAUCCAACGUCAACCUCUCCAAGUUCCGCAAGAUCCAGCACGAGCUGGAGGAGGCCGAGGAGCGGGCUGACAUCGCCGAGUCCCAGGUCAACAAGCUGCGGGUGAAGAGCCGGGAGGUUCACACCAAAGUCAUAACCAUGAGCUCAUCAGAUGCUGAGAUGGCCGUUUUUGGCGAAGCUGCUCCUUACCUUCGAAAAUCAGAAAAGGAGCGAAUUGAGGCACAAAACAAGCCUUUUGAUGCAAAAACAUCUGUCUUUGUUGCGGAGCCUAAAGAAUCCUACGUGAAGAGUGUCAUCCAAAGCAAGGAAGGAGGGAAAAUAAUUGUUAAGACUGAAGGUGGAGCAACUCUAACUGUCAAGGAAGACCAAGUCUUCCCCAUGAACCCUCCCAAAUACGACAAGAUCGAGGACAUGGCCAUGAUGACCCACCUGCACGAGCCUGGGGUGCUGUACAACCUCAAAGAGCGUUACGCAGCCUGGAUGAUCUAUACCUACUCGGGCCUCUUCUGUGUCACCGUCAAUCCGUACAAGUGGCUGCCGGUGUACAACCCAGAGGUGGUGGCUGCCUACCGAGGCAAAAAGCGCCAGGAGGCCCCACCCCACAUCUUCUCCAUCUCUGACAAUGCCUAUCAGUUCAUGCUGACUGACCGUGAGAAUCAGUCCAUCCUCAUCACUGGAGAAUCCGGGGCAGGAAAGACUGUGAACACAAAGCGUGUCAUCCAGUACUUUGCAACAAUUGCAGUGACUGGAGAGAAGAAAAAAGAUGAACCUGGCAAAAUGCAGGGGACUCUGGAAGAUCAAAUCAUCAGUGCCAACCCUCUACUGGAGGCCUUUGGCAAUGCCAAGACCGUGCGGAAUGACAAUUCCUCACGCUUUGGUAAAUUCAUAAGAAUCCACUUUGGUACUACAGGGAAGCUGGCUUCUGCUGAUAUUGAAACAUAUCUUCUAGAAAAGUCUAGAGUUACUUUCCAGUUAAAGGCAGAAAGAAGUUAUCAUAUUUUUUAUCAGAUAACUUCCAAUAAGAAGCCAGAUCUGAUUGAAAUGCUCCUGAUCACCACCAACCCGUAUGACUACGCCUUCGUCAGUCAGGGAGAGAUCACUGUCCCCAGCAUCGAUGACCAAGAAGAACUGAUGGCCACCGAUAGUGCCAUUGACAUCUUGGGAUUUACUCCUGAAGAGAAAGUGUCCAUCUACAAACUCACAGGGGCCGUGAUGCACUAUGGGAACAUGAAAUUCAAACAAAAGCAGCGCGAGGAGCAGGCUGAGCCAGAUGGCACUGAAGUUGCUGACAAGGCAGCCUAUCUCCAGAACCUGAACUCCGCUGACCUGCUCAAAGCCCUCUGCUACCCCAGGGUGAAGGUCGGCAAUGAGUAUGUCACCAAAGGGCAGACCGUGCAGCAGGUAUACAAUGCAGUGGGGGCGCUGGCCAAGGCCGUCUAUGAGAAGAUGUUCCUGUGGAUGGUCACCCGCAUCAACCAGCAGCUGGACACCAAGCAGCCCCGGCAGUACUUCAUCGGGGUCCUGGACAUUGCUGGCUUCGAGAUCUUUGAUUUCAACAGCCUGGAGCAGCUGUGCAUCAACUUCACCAACGAGAAACUGCAACAGUUUUUCAACCACCACAUGUUCGUGCUGGAGCAGGAGGAGUACAAGAAGGAAGGCAUCGAGUGGACCUUCAUCGACUUUGGGAUGGACCUGGCAGCCUGCAUUGAGCUCAUCGAAAAGCCAUUAGGAAUCUUCUCCAUCCUGGAAGAGGAGUGCAUGUUCCCCAAGGCUACAGACACCUCCUUCAAAAACAAGCUGUAUGACCAGCAUCUGGGCAAGUCAGCCAACUUCCAAAAGCCUAAGGUGGUGAAAGGCAAGGCUGAGGCCCACUUUUCCCUGGUGCACUAUGCCGGCACUGUGGACUACAACAUCACCGGCUGGCUCGACAAGAACAAGGACCCCCUGAAUGACACCGUGGUUGGGCUGUACCAGAAGUCUGCCAUGAAGACUCUAGCCAGUCUCUUUUCCACAUAUGCUAGUGCUGAAGCAGGUACCUUCUUUGUCUUCAGGUUGAACCUACAGCCAGGGAAUGAACGAGCUAAGAAGAAGGGCUCCUCUUUCCAGACUGUGUCAGCCCUUUUCAGGGAAAACUUAAACAAGCUGAUGACCAAUCUGAGGAGCACACACCCCCACUUUGUACGGUGCAUCAUCCCCAACGAGACCAAAACGCCUGGGGCCAUGGAGCAUGAGCUUGUGCUGCACCAGCUGAGGUGUAACGGUGUCCUCGAAGGCAUUAGGAUCUGCAGGAAGGGGUUCCCCAGCAGGAUCUUAUACGGAGAUUUUAAACAAAGAUACAAAGUAUUAAAUGCAAGCGCUAUUCCAGAGGGGCAGUUCAUUGACAGCAAGAAAGCUUCAGAAAAACUUCUUGCCUCUAUCGAUAUUGAUCACACCCAAUAUAAAUUUGGACAUACAAAGGUUUUCUUUAAAGCUGGACUUCUGGGUCUGCUGGAAGAAAUGAGAGAUGACAAAUUGGCCCAAAUUAUAACAAGAACUCAAGCAGUUUGUAGGGGAUUCCUAAUGAGGGUGGAGUAUCAGAAGAUGUUGCAAAGAAGAGAGUCCAUCUUCUGCAUCCAAUACAACGUCCGUGCCUUUAUGAACGUCAAGCACUGGCCCUGGAUGAAGCUGUUCUUCAAGAUCAAGCCGCUGCUGAAGAGUGCGGAGACGGAGAAGGAGAUGGCCACCAUGAAGGAAGAGUUUGCGAAAACCAAAGAGGAGCUCGCCAAGUCAGAGGCCAAGAGGAAGGAGCUGGAGGAAAAAAUGGUCACUCUCUUGAAAGAGAAAAAUGACCUACAACUCCAGGUCCAAUCUGAGGCUGAUGCCUUGGCGGAUGCCGAGGAAAGGUGUGAUCAACUGAUUAAAAACAAAAUCCAGUUAGAGGCCAAAAUCAAAGAGAUCACUGAGAGAGCUGAGGAUGAGGAAGAGAUCAAUGCUGAGCUGACAGCCAAGAAGAGGAAGCUGGAGGAUGAAUGCUCAGAGCUGAAGAAAGACAUCGAUGACCUUGAGCUGACACUGGCCAAGGUUGAAAAGGAGAAGCAUGCCACAGAGAACAAAGUGAAAAACCUCACAGAGGAGAUGGCAGGCCUGGAUGAGACCAUUGCAAAGCUGACCAAGGAGAAGAAAGCCCUGCAGGAGGCCCACCAGCAGACGCUGGAUGACCUGCAGGCAGAGGAGGACAAAGUGAACAGCCUGACCAAGGCCAAAACCAAGCUGGAGCAGCAAGUGGACGAUCUGGAAGGGUCUCUGGAGCAAGAAAAGAAACUUCGCAUGGACCUAGAAAGAGCAAAGAGGAAACUGGAAGGUGACCUAAAGUUGGCCCAAGAAUCCACAAUGGACAUAGAAAAUGACAAGCAACAACUUGAUGACAAACUCAAAAAGAAAGAAUUUGAAAUAAGCAAUCUGAUAAGUAAAAUUGAAGAUGAACAAGCAGUAGAAAUUCAACUACAGAAAAAGAUCAAAGAACUGCAGGCCCGCAUUGAGGAACUGGAGGAGGAAAUCGAGGCAGAACGGACUUCCCGCGCCAAGGCAGAAAAGCAGCGCUCCGACCUCUCCCGGGAGCUGGAGGAGAUCAGCGAACGUCUGGAAGAGGCUGGAGGGGCAACUUCUGCUCAGGUAGAGAUGAACAAGAAGCGGGAGGCUGAGUUCCAGAAACUGCGCAGGGACCUGGAGGAGGCCACCCUGCAGCACGAGGCCACGGCGGCCACGCUGAGGAAGAAGCACGCGGACAGUGUGGCUGAACUCGGGGAGCAGAUCGACAACCUGCAGAGGGUCAAACAAAAGCUGGAGAAGGAGAAGAGCGAGCUCAAGAUGGAGAUCGACGACCUGAGCAGCAAUGCAGAGGCCAUAUCCAAAGCCAAGGGAAACCUUGAAAAAAUGUGCCGAACACUAGAGGAUCAAGUGAGUGAACUGAAGGCCAAGGAGGAAGAGCAGCAGCGGCUGAUCAAUGACCUGACAGCACAGCGGUCGCGCCUGCAGACUGAAGCAGGUGAAUACUCCCGACAACUAGAUGAGAAAGAUGUUUUAGUUUCUCAGCUUUCAAGGGGCAAACAGGCAUCUACUCAGCAGAAUGAGGAGCUAAAGCGUCAGCUAGAGGAAGAAAUGAAAGCCAAGAACGCCCUGGCCCACGCCCUGCAGUCCUCCCGCCAUGACUGCGACCUGCUGCGGGAACAGUAUGAGGAGGAGCAGGAAGCCAAGGCCGAGCUGCAGAGGGCGCUGUCCAAGGCCAACAGUGAGGUUGCCCAGUGGAGGACCAAAUACGAGACGGACGCCAUCCAGCGCACGGAGGAGCUGGAGGAGGCCAAGAAGAAGCUGACACAGCGUCUGCAGGAUGCUGAGGAGCACGUUGAAGCUGUCAAUGCUAAAUGUGCUUCUCUUGAAAAGACGAAGCAGAGGCUGCAGAACGAAGUGGAGGACCUCAUGCUCGACGUGGAAAGAUCGAAUGCUGCCUGCGCAGCUCUGGACAAAAAGCAAAGGAACUUUGAUAAGGUCCUAUCAGAAUGGAGACAGAAGUAUGAGGAAACUCAGGCUGAACUGGAGGCCUCCCAGAAGGAGUCUCGCUCUCUCAGCACUGAGCUCUUCAAGGUGAAGAAUGCCUAUGAGGAAUCCCUGGACCAACUUGAAAUGUUGAAGAGGGAAAAUAAGAACUUGCAACAGGAGAUUUCUGACCUCACAGAGCAGAUUGCCGAGGGAGGGAAGCAAAUUCAUGAGUUGGAGAAAAUAAAGAAGCAAGUGGAACAAGAGAAAUGUGAUAUCCAGGCUGCCUUAGAAGAAGCAGAGGCUUCUCUUGAACAUGAAGAAGGAAAGAUCCUGCGUAUCCAGCUUGAGUUGAACCAAGUCAAGUCUGAAAUUGAUAGGAAAAUUGCAGAAAAAGAUGAGGAAAUUGACCAGCUGAAGAGGAACCACAUUCGAAUUGUGGAAACCAUGCAGAGCACACUGGAUGCUGAGAUCAGAAGCAGAAAUGAUGCUCUGAGAGUCAAGAAGAAGAUGGAAGGAGAUUUGAAUGAAAUGGAAAUCCAGCUGAAUCAUGCCAACCGCUUGGCUGCUGAGAGCCUGAGAAACUAUAGGAACACCCAAGGUGUCCUCAAGGACACGCAGCUCCACCUGGACGACGCUCUGCGGGGCCAGGAGGACCUGAAGGAGCAGCUGGCGAUCGUGGAGCGCAGAGGCAACCUGCUGCAGGCAGAGGUGGAGGAGCUGCGGGCCUCCCUGGAGCAGACAGAGCGGAGCAGGAAGAUGGCUGAGCAGGAGCUGCUGGACGCCAGCGAGCGGGUGCAGCUGCUGCAUACCCAGAACACCAGCCUGAUCAACACCAAGAAGAAACUGGAAAAUGAUGUCUCACAACUCCAGAGUGAAGUAGAAGAAGCAAUUCAAGAAUCACGCAAUGCAGAAGAGAAGGCUAAGAAGGCCAUCACUGAUGCCGCCAUGAUGGCCGAGGAGCUGAAGAAGGAGCAGGACACCAGCGCGCACCUGGAGCGGAUGAAGAAGAACAUGGAGCAGACGGUGAAGGACUUGCAGCACCGUCUGGACGAGGCUGAGCAGCUGGCCCUGAAGGGCGGCAAGAAGCAGAUCCAGAAACUGGAGGCCAGAGUACGGGAGCUUGAAGGCGAAGUUGAAAAUGAACAGAAACGUAAUGCGGAGGCUGUUAAGGGUAUUAGGAAGCACGAGAGAAGAGUGAAAGAGCUCACCUACCAGACUGAGGAAGAUCGCAAGAAUGUCCUCAGGCUGCAGGACUUGGUAGAUAAACUGCAGGCGAAAGUGAAAUCAUACAAGAGGCAGGCAGAGGAAGCUGAGGAACAAUCCAAUGCUAACCUCGCUAAAUUCCGCAAACUCCAGCACGAGCUGGAAGAGGCUGAGGAGCGGGCUGACAUCGCUGAGUCCCAGGUCAACAAGCUGAGGGUGAAGAGCCGGGAGGUCCACACCAAAGUCAGUGCAGAAUAA
Elephantulus edwardii (Cape elephant shrew) is the source of this 8931-nucleotide messenger RNA. It is a transcript of the gene MYH8, whose product is annotated as myosin, heavy chain 8, skeletal muscle, perinatal. The transcript is spliced from 61 exons. The record is from RefSeq and is a predicted model, not a curated record. Gene Ontology annotation, cellular component: myosin complex. NCBI's taxonomy places the organism in Eukaryota, Metazoa, Chordata, Mammalia, Macroscelidea, Macroscelididae. Gene Ontology annotation, molecular function: ATP binding; actin filament binding; cytoskeletal motor activity. The coding region runs from base 1 to 8931 and encodes 2976 amino acids.